Molecule: messenger RNA, 2326 nt
Organism: Oryza brachyantha (malo sina)
Lineage: Eukaryota; Viridiplantae; Streptophyta; Magnoliopsida; Poales; Poaceae
Exons: 5
Coding region: 177-2069 (630 amino acids)
Source: RefSeq, a predicted model, not a curated record
GCCGGGAGUGAAAAAGGAAGGGAGGAAGGAAAAAUAUCUGGUCGGAGUCGAUUGGGGCGGGGGUGGCUUCCCUUCCUCUUUGUCUAAUCCAAAGCAAAGUCUUCUCCUCCUCCGCCGGCCAAAAUCCUCCUCCUCCGCCGGCCAAAAUCCUUCUCCAAUCCAACCCAUAGCCGACGAUGGGCUCGCCCCCGACCCCAGAACGCCCCGAAGCCAGCAGCGGUGACGAUUCCCGAUCGGGGGAACAGGGGGACGCUGAGGCCUCUACGGCGCAGGACGCUCCUCACCGCCCGGGCCCGGGGCCUCUGCGCCAGCAGCUUCUCGGCGCCUGCCGCGCCGACGAACGCCUCAGACCCCUCCUCACCCUCAACCUCUCAUGCGGCGCCGCCGAGGACCGCUUCAUCUCCCACCUCUCGCAGCACUUCGAGGCGUCGGAGGUCGGCCUGCUCGCCAGGUGCCUCUGCGUUCCCCUCGUCGCUCUGCGCGUCGGCAAGGUCGACCGCCAUGGUCCACUCCUCUGCCCAACUGCCAUCAGAGGAAAGCUGAGCCUUGGUCUUCUGCCUUCAUCGAGCAUGCGCAUUAUCUUCGCUGGUGAUGAUGGUCACUCAGAGCAGCUAGCUCUCCUGAACAAUGAUCAUGAAGUUUCCGAAGUUUGCAUAGAAGAAAUUUCAGCUGAUAAUACAGGACGUUCUUUCCUCAUCAGGAUUUCAGAAUCUAAAGUUCUUUACUAUUGGUGUGCUGAGAAGUCAAAGAAAAGUGGGAUGCACCUUCUUGCGAAGAUGAAAAAUCUACUGCAGGGGAGGCCAACACUCUCUGAUCUCACAGGCAUCUCAAAUUCGCGACUUGAUGGUUUUGCUACUCAUCUACACGCUUAUCUUCUUGCAUCAAGUAUUGGAGAUGUUAAGUCGCCGGGGUCGCUCAAUGAUUGCCUGAGUGCUUCAAGCCCACAUGAUCACUAUUUGCAGCCCUCAUCAGUUGUUUCCAAGUCUUCACGGUUUCGUACCUCUGCAUCUAAUGCAGGAAAAGCAAGUUCUGUCUAUCAGGCUAGUCUGAGUCCCAGAUCUGGUGCUUUUAAAGAUGGGGUGCCAAGGAUGUCUUGUGCAAAGAUUGCUGGAAGAGACAAGCUGAAGCGACGGGGGGACUGGUUGAGCUCAACUGGUCCAGUCGAUGCAAAUCUUUCGAUGCCAAAGAUUGACAACUCUGAUUCCGUCAGUGAGAAGUGUGAUGGGGACUGUUCAGAAAACAGUGCUAGUUCACCUCCUCUAGACUUGCCUCUUUCAUUUCCCUUGUUGCCAUCUCUGUUUCCUCUUGCAACUCAAUAUCCAUUGCCUAUGGUUUCCUCAGAGCAACCAUUUAAGCCUUACUAUUGCUGGUGCCCUCCAUGCCCACCUUCACUGCAGUACAGUGUAACCCCUCUGCAUAUACCAGUUACAUCUGUAGAACCACUACCCCUACCGCCUUUGAGUUCUCUGCUAUCAAAUGAUCAGCCACCCAGUUCAACAGUUUCUGCCAAGAUGGAUACAACUGAUCUGCCGUCACUUAAUCUUCCAUCAAUACUGCAUGAUCCUUUGCUUCACCUGCCGCUUCCUACUUCACCACUUGUUUCCCUGCAUGGUUCGCAAGUUCCAACAUUCACACCAUUGAUGUCUGACCCCAUUGUGCAUGUCCCAGUUAUUGAUGUGUGCUCCUCUGGUCAGGCUUACCUGGUGAGUUGCGGGGCUUCUAUGUCUUCAACUGUUCCCCUGCUCCCUAGCCUGAAGCCCCUGAUACCAGAAACAGAAUCUUUAGUUGAGAGAAGCGCCAGGGAAACACUAAUGAGGCUUAUGGCUUCAACACCAUCUGCAAGUAAUUCCCAGCUGGUGAACAUUCUCCCUGCAGUCCUUACUGAUGUGUCCAAAAAGAAUGUGAAGAAGCAUGUUGGCGUCCAUCCAGGCGACAGACUCUUGAGUUCAUCUUGUAGUAUCAAUGGGCUUGCUGUCACGGAGGACGAGACAUCUGUUGGAGAUGGCGCUCAUGCAACUCUUGCCGAAUAUGAUGAUAUCGGAGAUCCGCAGCACUUUCAGAGCAUUUAAGCAGCACUUUCAGAGCAUGUAAUUGCAAGUUGUCAACAGGAUAACUUGUUGAUAUGGUUAUGUCCAGUCCAGAGUACAUUUUGAAAGGCAGCUGUAUCUAUAUGCUGUGGGUUUACUUUUUGGGACGCUGUGCGUAUUUGCUGUGAUUAUCUAUCUGCCCAGCCGAAAACCACCUCAUUUGGCUGGCCAAUGUAAUUAGCUGUCUGUAGUGUAUUCAUGAAACUAGCAGCGUACUAUCUAUUGAUUUUGGUUGGUUA